Molecule: messenger RNA, 4647 nt
Organism: Podarcis muralis (Common wall lizard)
Lineage: Eukaryota; Metazoa; Chordata; Lepidosauria; Squamata; Lacertidae
Gene: KITLG
Product: KIT ligand
Biological process (GO): positive regulation of cell population proliferation; cell adhesion
Cellular component (GO): plasma membrane
Molecular function (GO): cytokine activity; stem cell factor receptor binding
Source: RefSeq, a predicted model, not a curated record
CCUGGCAGACAGACAGACAGACACACAGCGCAAGCCUCCCUCUUGUAGCCUGGUGUCCUGAUUCCGCUCUUGAGAGCUCCAUCUCUCUGAAGUUCCCCAGGGCUUCCCCCGCCCUGGCAAAGAAAGCCUCGCAAGAAAGGCGUGUCCUCCUUGUCAGGAUUGCUGCUGCUGCUGCUGCGGGAGGCAGCUCGGAGCUAUAAAAGCCCUGCUCAGAGGACGGCUUGGGCUUCACUCCCCGCCUCUGCUUGCUGCGAGAGCACCGAGGCCGUGCAGAGCCAAGCAGCGCCGCCGCCGCCUGCGUGCCUGGGGGCAAAAGAGAAAGCGAGCGAGCGAGCGGAGACGCGCAGCCACCGAGGGCGCCGGGCAAGCCCAAUGCGCGGACUAGGUGCCUUUGCAACAUGCAGGAGCUACACAUCAGCUAAACGGAGUUUGCACGCCGCUGCUGGGGCUGGAUUGCAGCGCUCUCUUUCCUUAUGAAGAAGGCACAAACUUGGAUUAUCACUUGCUUUUAUCUUCAGCUGCUCCUCCUUAAUCCUCUUAUCAGAGCCCAAAGUCCCUGCGGGAAUCCUGUGACGGAUGAUGUGUAUGACAUUGCAAAACUGGUUGGAAAUCUUCCAAAUGAUUAUAUGAUAACCCUUAAAUAUGUCCGGAAGAUGGACAGUCUGCCUAAUCAUUGUUGGUUGUAUCUGAUGGUUCCUGAAUUGUCAGCGAGUCUGAAUAAUCUUCUGCACAGAUUUAAAGACUUUUCAGAUAUGUCAGAUGUCUUAAGUAAUUACUCAAUCAUCAAUAAUCUCACAAGGAUCAUCAAUGAUCUAAUGGCAUGCCUGUCUACUAAUAAAAAUAAGAACUUUAGAAAAUAUAAUGACCAUCUUUAUGAAGAAGGUAAAUUCUUUCCAGAAGAGUUCUUUAAGCACUUUAAUAGCACUAUUGAUGUCUACAAAAGCAUUGCAAAAGCACCAGAACAGAGCGACUGUGUUCUGCUUUCGGCAACAGAGCCCUCCCCAAAUGAUGCCGGCAACAGUGUCACAGAGCCCAUUUUGUUACAUCCUGUUGCUGCCAGCUCUCUUAAGAAUGACAGCAGUGGCGAUAGCAGCGAGCACGCAGAGUUGGGUUUCCUCAACAGUGCCAGCAUGCAUGGAAUCAGCAUAGCACUAACAGGGCUGGUGACUCUUCUUAUUGGCUUUCUUUUGGGAGCUCUGUGCUGGAAGAAAACAACCCGCAAACACUUUUCAGAAAGUGACCAGAAUACAGAAUCAAACAUCUGCCAAGAGGAUAACGAAAUAAGUAUGCUGCAGCAAAAAGAGAAAAUACUUCUACAGGUGUAGCUGUUGCUUUUUUAUAUAUAUACACUGUUACUGUUUCAUGUCUUGGCAGCUAACAGUUCCAUGUUUGCUUCAUAAAUGAAGCAGCUUUAAGCAUAUUUGUAUUCCUUCUGGAGUGACAGACUGAGUCUGCAUCUGUUGUUGUUGCCCGUGACUCCAUAUUGAGAAUAUAGAGCUGUGGACAAAGAGUGUGCUACUGUGAAACCAACGUUGAAUUAAACAUCAAAGAAGAGUCUGCACUGAAAUGGACUGUAUUUUUAUAUUCAGACAGAUUUGUUUCUUUGCAUCUUCAAAUUUGCAGUGGAAUUUCGCGAAUGCAUGAACAAGUAAUUCUGGAUUUAUGUGAUCCAACUCCAAAAGUCAUCAGGAAAUUUGCAUUUUGUGUACAAAAGGAGACUCUGAAUGGGAGAAAAACACAGAAAUUAACGAGAAUACAAAUCUUCAGCACUGUACAUAAGACUUGCAAGUAAGGUUAUGCAGUGGACUAAUGUGCUAGCUUUAUUUCAUCGGUGGAACUGGGUUCAUAUUAAAUAAGAUUGGAUAUCUGUCGAGCUGUAAGUGAAAUUUUAUUCCAUGUCACAGAAAACAAACAUACACUUUGGCAAAGCUGUUAAUAUCCAUCAAGGAGAAGUAAACACUGGAUCUUGAAAAUGGGGCAAUUGGAAUAGAAUGGAACAUUGAUUGCCUGAUGUUGGGGAGACUCCUAUUAAUGUUCCAGUGAGAAAAUGGAGAGAGAGAAAAGAAGUCAGCUUCAGGAAUAAAAAAAAUGCCAUGAUGUCUAUUUAAAAUGCAUAUAAACAUGCAAUUUUGUUCUUGACAUUUGCAAAAAAAUCAUGUCAUCUCGAAGAUACUAAGGUUUAGUUUAGCUUUUACUGUAUGCCAUUUCAUAUUUGCAAAUGAAUUUUAAAAGUAAUACACUUUUCAUCACUUAGCCUUCUCCAUCAAUUAUUAUAUUAGUUCAGCUCAAAUAAAAAAAGAGAAAACUUUCUUAAUAGUUGUCAGCCUCUUGAUAUUAUUUGUAACAAAGCUGUGGACAACAAAUCCAAGACUGAAAAUAACCUGCUAUUCAUAAAUUUAAAAGAGGGUGCUAAAAGUUAAUCAGAGCCCAUAUAGAAUUUACUUAAGUUAUUAUUAUUUCCGGAAGAGAUAUUCACAGGAUAUUGUAUUCUGUGAAACAGCUGGGUUGCUCUACAUUCCAAGCUACUAAUCCAAUAAUAACCUUAAACUAUAAUCUUAACUAUUGUUAAACUAAAAGUUUAACUAUUGUUAAAAUGCUCAUUUACAACGCAGUGAUUAAAUUACCUAUGCUUAAGGGAUACUUUAUUUAAAAGAUUUUCACAUAUUUAUUUAUUUUUCAUAUAUGUCACAGACUCUUAGAAAUAAUAUAUGAAAAGCUAUAGAAUGUAUUUAGGAUAGAUUUAAAAAUAACACAAAUCUGGCAUUCCUAAAAUCUCUGUCCUGUUAUUUUUUUUGGCUGGUAUCGAAGCCAAAUGACAGCAUACGUACUACCGAAACCAUUUGAAGUAAUUAGGAUGAGAUCAGUGUGUCUGGCUGUUAACCAGAAGGUUGGUGGUUGGAGCCUACCCAGGGAUGGAUGGCUUUGAGCAGGAUUCCUGCAUUGCAGGGCAUUGGACUAGAAGACCCUUGGGGUCCCUUCCAAUUCUACAAUUCUAUGAGGCAUAUUUGGGAUGCAUGUUGCAGUCCAAAUGACAGAGCUGAUCUGUUGAGCUGGCUUGAUGAUGCCCAGGACCACCAGCUUCUAUCUGUGACUAUAGCCCAUAGCUAGAUCAGAGCCUACAAUUGUGACUGUCCAUCUUUAGAGUCAGAAAAUCAUGAAAAUCUCUGUGCAACCUAAAGAUAUGGGAAGAUCUGCUUGAAUGUAGCUCUAGUGCAGGCCCCGACAAGGUAGAAACUAGAGCCUCAGUCAAUAGUAACAUGCCUCAGUAAAUCACUAUGCACACCAUAAACAUGUACAACAUUUCACAUUCCAGUAAGUGUUCUGGAACACAGUUGUGGAUGCAAUAUCCGAAACCUGCUUUUUUUAAAAAAAAAAAAAUUCAGAAGGGAACAAAGGACCCAUUUGUUGCUUGAUUAAAAUGGCUUUAAAGGUAACGUUGCAUACUUGUUGGAAACUGCAGUACAUAUUGUGCAAAGAUUCAUUUAUACUGCAGGGUUUAUAACAAUGCCACAUUCUUUUUCCCUUCCCAAAAAAACAGAACGAGACAAAUUUAAGGUCAAGAGGCAUUUACAGAGCCAAUGAAAAAUUCCAAGUAUAAUCCUACUGGCCUUACCAUGCUUGCAUAACAAUCAUUGUUCUCGCUUUGAAUGUAAAUAACCUCCAUUAGCACAAAGUGGAAUACCAUCCCAUCAAAACUAAAGCUGAAUAAUCAUUUUGACAGUGAGUAGCAUUUCCUUGGCAUUUUAUGCUUAAGACAGUUGACUGAGUGGUUUGGGCCAUCUCAGUUGAAUGUCACAAAGAUGAAAUAUCUGGAGACUACUUCACUACUUAGGAUUACCAUUUGGCAACCUAAUCUUUGAAAACUGUAAUGGGAUGGAUAUCUCCAUCCGAGGAAGAGCAAUCUUUUGGAUCCAAAUUCAGUUUGUUUAUUUGGUACCUAAAUUUGGUUGUGGACAUAGCUCAUUUCUCUUUUAUUGUGAUAUUAAAAUGAUUCGUGGCCAGAUUUUGAAUUCUGGAAUUUUCAAAGUGACUACUAUUGAGUUUAAGGGCAUGACUCCACCAGAAAGGUAAAAUUGGUGUCUUUGUGCCAGAAUUGGGAUCCAGCCAGGUCACAGCCAGGACUUUGGGCAACAAGGCAAAUAGUUCAGAGCGGCCACAUUAUCUGACUUUUUUUUAGUAAUGAGUUAGCUGUUCUUCAUGGGAAGUAGAGCAUGGCUGUCUAGCUUUCAUGAGUCACAGAGCUCUGUUUUAGAUUCAACAGUGCCAAUCACUGUGUGUGCGAUGUCGCAGCUCCAAGUGUUUCGUGAAGGGAUCAUUCACAACAGCAUGGAGAAGGGGCAAACACUCUUUGAAAGAAAAAAAGAGAGGUGGGAAGCUGGCUUAGCACAUACGGAAGAUCACUUAAUGCAGAUUAAUCACUCCAAUACCAUUUAAGAAUUCAGUUAAAUUCAGAAUCUGGAUGGGUGAACUUCCUCUGUCUUCUCAAUGCAUAGUUAGCAGUAGACUGAGGAUAUGAAUCAGUUUUUGUGUGGGCAGAACCCCAGCGGGGUUUUCUUUUGUGCUUAUGAGUUCUUUUGGAUUGUUGAUCACUGAGUAUAAGGGUAGGAGCCACCAUUAUCAUUCAGAUAAAAACCUUUUUAAACAUCC